Oncorhynchus kisutch (coho salmon) is the source of this 4652-nucleotide messenger RNA. RefSeq lists its product as uncharacterized. The record is from RefSeq and is a predicted model, not a curated record. Bases 121 to 4281 code for a protein of 1386 amino acids. Gene Ontology annotation, cellular component: bicellular tight junction. The transcript has 14 exons. NCBI's taxonomy places the organism in Eukaryota, Metazoa, Chordata, Actinopteri, Salmoniformes, Salmonidae.
GUCUCUCAGACUAUAAACAACGUGGACACGUUAUUCCAAUCUUACUUUGAUGCUCAUUCAUUUAACAUAUUUGUAUGCAUCCGUUUUCAACUCUCAAAGACUGUGGUGGAGAAUCCAACAAUGCAGACCAUGGAUAUUGAUGAUGACACGUCUCCCAACAAGCCCAGUGUUACAUUUGCAGCUAAUUUUCAUUGGUGGAAGAGACCCUCUGGAAUUGCUGCAGUGUGUCUCGGGCUGCUGUGUGUUCUCCUAUUGGCUGGGAUCAUAGGCCUGUUUGUCUACUAUGGCGUCAUCGAUCAUCACUACUCAACAGAGAGAGACCAACAGACCAGUUACAGCCUUCUGACUAAAGAAGGAGAUCAGCAACCAACCAGUUAUAAUAACUUGACUAAAGAGGGACAACAGCUACAGACAGGUUACAACACCCUGACUAAAGAGAGAGACCAGCUACAGAGCAGUUACAACAACCUGACUGAAGAGAGAGACCAGCUACAGACCAGUUACAACACCCUGACUAAAGAGAGAGACCAACUACAGAGCAGUUACAACAACCUGACUGAAGAGAGAGACCAGCUACAGACCAGUUACAACACCCUGACUAAAGAGAGAGACCAGCUACAGACAGGUUACAACACCCUGACUAAAGAGAGAGACCAGCUACAGAGCCGUUACAACAACCUGACUGAAGAGAGAGACCAACUACAGACCAGUUACAACACCCUGACUAAAGAGAGAGACCAGCUACAGAGCAGUUACAGCAACCUGACUGAAGAGAGAGACCAGCUACACACCAGUUACAACACCCUGACUAAAGAGAGAGACCAGCUACAGACCAGUUCCAACACCCUGACUAAAGAGAGAGACCAACUACAGAGCAGUUACAACAACCUGACUGAAGAGAGAGGCCAGCUACAGACCAGUUACAACACCCUGACUAAAGAGAGAGACCAGCUACAGACAGGUUACAACACCCUGACUAAAGAGAGAGACCAGCUACAGAGCAGUUACAACAACCUGACUGAAGAGAGAGACGAGCUACAGACCAGUUACAACACCCUGACUAAAAAGAGAGACCAGCUACAGAAUAGUCUCGCAACCAAAACUAAGGAGAAAGACCAGUUGCAGAAUACUCUCACCACACGAACACAGGAAAGAGAUCAACUGCAGAAUAGUCUUAAUACAAAAACAAAGGAGAGAAACCAGCUACAGAGUAGCCUAAAUACCAGGACCACAGAGAGAGACCAGCUACAGAGUAGCCUAAAUACCAGGACCACAGAGAGAGACCAGCUACAGAGUAGCCUAAAUACCAGGACCACAGAGAGAGACCAGCUACAGAGUAGCCUAAAUACCAGGACCACAGAGAGAGACCAGCUACAGAGUAGCCUAAAUACCAGGACCACAGAGAGAGACCAGCUACAGAAUAGCCUAAAUACCAGGACCACAGAGAGAGAUCAGCUACAGAAUAGCCUAAAUACCAGGACCAAAGAGAGAGACCAGCUACAAAAUAGUCUCACCACAAGGACCAAAGACAGGGACAAGCAACAAAAUAGUCUUAAAGUCAUGACUGCUGAAAGGGAUCAAUUAAAAAAGAAUCUUAACUCAAGGACUAAAGAGAGAGACCAGUUACAGAAUAGUCUUAAUACCAAAACUAAGGACAGAGACCAGUUGCAGAAUACUCUCACCACAAUAACUCGGGAGAGAGACCAGUUGCAGAAUAGUCUAAAUAACAGGACCAUAGAGAGAGACCAGUUACAGAAUCAUCUAAAUACCACAACCACUGAAAUGGACAAGUUGAAGAAGAGUGUGGAGAAUAGAACUAUGGAGCGUGACCAGCUACAGAAGGAGAGGGAAAGGCUGAACUGUAAUAUCACAGGGUCCUGUCCUGAAGGAUGGAGAAGGUUUGGCUGCAGCUGUUACUACCUCUCUACUGAGAGGAAAUCUUGGGAGGAGAGUAGACAGGACUGUCUGGAGAGAGGAGCAGAUCUGGUGAUCAUUAACAAUGAAGAGGAACAGACAUUCAUCAAUGGGUUUGAAUCAGUCACUUUUGCCUGGAUUGGUCUGACUGACUCUGUUACUGAGGGGACCUGGAAAUGGGUGGACGGAACCCCACUGACCACCCCAAGGUAUUGGAGGAGUGCACAUCCUAUUGGUAGUACACGCAUUAACUGUGCGUUCAUCCAUCUCAUGUCAUCAGGCCAUGGACAAUGGUGGAGUUUUAAUUGUUCCUCUUCAGAACAAUGGAUCUGUGAGAAAAACAUGUGGACACGUUACUCCAAUCUUACAUUUCAUCCUCACUCAGUUCAUCACGUUAAGUUUGUCUUAACAAACCAUUAUAACAUAUUUGGAUGUAUCCGUUUUCAACUCUCAAAGACUGUGUCUAUACAAACACAGGUGGAGAAUCCAACAAUGCAGACCAUGGAUAUUGAUGAUGACGACAUGUCUCCCAACAAGCCCAGUGUUACAUUUUCAGCUCAUUUUCAGUGGUGGAAGAGACCCUCUGGAGUUGCUGCAGUGUGUCUGGGGCUGCUGUGUGUUCUUCUAUUGGCUGGGAUCUUAGGCCUGUUUGUCUACUAUGGAGUCAUUGAUCAUCACUACUCAACAGAGAGAGACCAACAGACCAGUUACAGCCUUCUGACUAAAGAAGGAGAUCAGCAACCCAACUGCUAUCAUAACUUGACUAAAGAGGGACAACAGCUACAGACCAGUUACAACACCCUGACUAAAGAGAGAGACCAGCUACAGAGCAGUUACAACACCUUAACUCAAGAGAGAGACGAGCUACAGACCAGUUGCAACACCCUGACUAAAGAGAGAGUCGAGCUACAGACCAGUUAUAACAACCUGACUAAAGAAAGAGACCAGCUACAGACCAGUUACAACAACCUGACUAAAGAAAGAGAACAGCUACAGACCAGUUACAAAACCCUGACUAAAGAGAGAGACCAGCUACAGAGCAGUUACAACACCUUAACUCAAGAGAGAGACGAGCUACAGACCAGUUGCAACACCCUGACUAAAGAGAGAGACCAGCUACAGAGCAGUUACAACACCUUAACUCAAGAGAGAGACGAGCUACAGACCAGUUGCAACACCCUGACUAAAGAGAGAGUCGAGCUACAGACCAGUUAUAACAACCUGACUAAAGAAAGAGACCAGCUACAGACCAGUUACAACAACCUGACUAAAGAAAGAGAACAGCUACAGACCAGUUACAAAACCCUGACUAAAGAGAGAGAACAGCUACAGACCAGUUACAACACCCUGACUAAAGAGAGAGACCAGCUACAGAAUAGCCUCACCACGAGGACCAAAGACAGGGACCAGCAGCAAAAUAGUCUUAAAGUUAUGACUGCUGAAAGGGAUCAAUUAAAGAAUAGUCUUAACUCACGGACAAAAGAGAGAGACCAGUUGCAGAAUAAUCUAAAUACCAAGACCACAGAGAAAAAUCAGCUACAGAAUAGUCUAAAUACCAGGACCACAGAGAGAAACCAGCUACAGAAUAGUCUCACAACCAAAACUAAGGAGAAAGACCAGUUGCAGAAUACUCUCACCACAAUAACUCAGGAGAGAAACCAGCUACAGAAUAGCCUAAAUACCAGGACCACAGAGAGAGACCAGCUACAGAAUAGCCUAAAUAGCAGGACCAAAGAGAGAGACCAGCUACAAAAUAGUCUCACCACAAGGACCAAAGACAGGGACAAGCAACAAAAUAGUCUUAAAGUCAUGACUGCUGAAAGGGAUCAAUUAAAAUAUUAUCUUAACUCACGGACCAAAGAGAGAGACCAGUUACAGAAUAGUCUAAAUACCAGGACCACUGAGAGAGACCAGCUACAGAAUAGUCUAAAUACCACAACCACUGAGAGAGACCGGUUUAAAACGAGGCUUAGGUUCUAUGAGAAACCCUGUCUGGAUGGAUGGUGGAAGUUUGGCACCAGCUGUUAUUAUGUCUCCUCCACGAUGGACUCAUCUGGGGCCGGUCAGAAGGAGUGCAGAACAAUGGGAGGAGAGUUGGUUAUUAUAAACAGCAGAGAAGAACAGAUAUUUAUCCAUGGAUUUAAGAAGAAUGUCUGGAUUGGUACAUUUAAAAAAGACAGAAUCUGGAAGUGGGUUGACGACACACCAUUUAAACCUACAUAUUGGAUGGAAGGGGAACCUAACAACUUGAAUGACGAGGUGGCUUGUGUUGAGAUCUCACAGACGGCAUCAGACCCACUGAAGAGUUGGAAGGAUGGACCGUGUAUUCCAAAACACUGGGUGUGUGAAAAACCGUUCACACCGUAGUCUAAUUAUAGUAGCUACUGUAACCCCAUAUCUUAUGGAGUUGUUCUGGUUUUCCCUGUUAUUCUUAAGCUGUUUUUGUUUCUAUGUGGAACUAACUACAUUGAAAGAUGUAUUCCUGUCUUUAAAGAGACCAGAGCUAUGUGGAGUCUACCGUUCAUCAGGCCCAGGGGAGUGGAACUGGGGUCUCGUAGGCUCUAACUGUGGUUUACAUUUGUACCUAUAUGGUGUACAUAACCAAUCUAACAAGAUACUGUUUCAUUGAAGUUUUUACAGCUAUCAAUCCAUUUGAAAUGCAGCAGUGUUCUAUGUUUGCUUCCAUUCUGUUCCAUAUGUUCCACGUGUUCAUUCUACUGAUUAAAUACAUCUAUAUA